UCCUCCCUCGCCGGUGUCAGGUUUACGGAACGGAGCUCCCGGCCGGACGCGCGGUGGCCUGACGGCGGCGAGGAUUCCAUUCGGCUGACCCGGCCCGGCUUGACCCUGCCCGGGCGCGCCAUGUUCGCGCGUGGGUCCCGGAGGCGCCGCUCUGGGCGCGCGCCUCCAGAGGCAGAGGACCCAGACCGCGGCCAGCCCUGCAACUCCUGCAGGGAACAGUGCCCCGGCUUCCUGCUGCAUGGCUGGAGAAAGAUUUGUCAGCACUGCAAAUGCCCGAGGGAGGAGCACGCCGUGCACGCGGUGCCUGUGGACCUGGAACGCAUCAUGUGUCGGCUGAUCUCAGACUUCCAGCGCCACUCCAUCUCCGACGAUGACUCGGGCUGUGCCUCGGAGGAGUAUGCCUGGGUGCCCCCUGGUCUCAAGCCUGAGCAGGUAUACCAGUUUUUCAGCUGCCUCCCAGAGGACAAGGUCCCCUAUGUCAACAGUCCUGGGGAGAAAUACAGGAUCAAGCAGCUGCUGCACCAGCUGCCCCCACACGACAGUGAGGCACAGUACUGCACAGCACUGGAAGAGGAGGAGAAGAAAGAGCUCCGAGCCUUCAGCCAGCAGCGAAAGCGGGAGAAUCUGGGGCGUGGCACCGUGCGCAUCUUCCCAGUGACCAUCACUGGGGCCAUCUGUGAGGAGUGUGGAAAGCAGAUCGGAGGCGGGGAUAUUGCAGUGUUUGCCAGCCGUGCAGGCCUGGGUGCCUGCUGGCACCCACAGUGCUUUGUAUGCUCCACGUGCCGGGAGCUGCUGGUGGACCUCAUCUACUUCUACCAUGCUGGCAAGGUCUACUGUGGUCGCCACCAUGCCGAACGCCUGCGCCCGCGCUGCCAAGCCUGUGAUGAGAUCAUCUUUUCCGCUGAGUGCACGGAGGCUGAAGGCCGGCACUGGCACAUGGGUCACUUCUGCUGCUUUGAGUGUGAAGCCUCGCUAGGAGGGCAGCGCUACGUCAUGCGUCAGAGCCGCCCCCACUGCUGCGCCUGCUACGAGGCCCGCCACGCGGAGUACUGUGAUGGCUGUGGGGAGCACAUUGGCCUGGACCAGGGCCAGAUGGCUUAUGAGGGCCAGCAUUGGCACGCCUCAGACCGCUGCUUCUGCUGUAGUCGCUGCGGGCGAGCCCUCCUGGGCCGCCCCUUCCUGCCACGCCGGGGCCUAAUCUUCUGCUCGAGAGCCUGCAGUCUGGGGUCUGAGCCCACGGCUCCGGGGCCUGGCCGCCGCAGCUGGAGCGCAGGCACGGUCUCCGCACCUCUCGCAGCCUCCACAGCCUCUUUCUCUGCUGUGGAGGGGGUGUCAGAGACCUCCACCAAAGGCACGAGCACGGAGCCAGCGCCUGCUGCAGGCCCCGAAGAGCCCGCCCGCUUUCUGAGAGGGGCCCCCCACCGCCACUCCAUGCCAGAGCUGGGGCUUCGCAGCGCCCCAGAGCCUUCCCCGGGGCCCCCUGGCCAGCCAGACCAGCCCCCGGAAGAUGGUGCCUUCGGUCGCCAGAGCGCCCCACGCGUCAGCUUCCGAGACCCCCUGGUAUCCGAGGGAGGCCCGCGGCGGACCCUGAGUGCACCCCCAGCCCAGCGCCGCAGGCCGCGCAGUCCCCCUCCCAGGGCCCCCACCCAUCGCCACCGCCGCCGCCACCACCACCACCACCGUCACCACCGCCACUCUGGCAGAUGUCGCCGCCAUCACUGUGACUUGGGAUCCGGAUCCGACUCGGAAUCUUGCUCCAGCUCGUCCUCCAGCCCCAGUUCCGAGUCCUCAGAGGACGACGGCUUCUUCCUAGGGGAACGCAUCCCACUGCCCCCGCACCUGUGCAGGCCCGUGCCUGCUCAGGACACUGCAACUGAGACCCCCAACUCCCCAUCUCCACAGCUCCCCAGGAACUCGCGCCCAGGGAUGCCUCGCCAGGCCAGAGACAAGAACUGUACCGUGGCCUGAAGGCUCAAGUCAGUGUAGAUGAUGACACCUCUCCCCCCGCACAUAAGUCAUAAAUCCCCUUCCUUCCUCUCUCCCUGUCUGUUUGUAUCAUUGAAGUAAUUUAAUGUGUUGUAGAACAA
Equus caballus (horse) is the source of this 2087-nucleotide messenger RNA. It is a transcript of the gene PRICKLE3, whose product is annotated as prickle planar cell polarity protein 3. Gene Ontology annotation, molecular function: zinc ion binding. Lineage: Eukaryota; Metazoa; Chordata; Mammalia; Perissodactyla; Equidae. The record is from RefSeq and is a predicted model, not a curated record.